AUGCGGAAGGGGUGCUUGAGUCUGGCUACCGUCUCCCACACGGAGACUUUCCGGAGGAAGAUUAGUCCCAAACGCGAUGGUCUGGGGACAGGUGAUGGUCUGCACUCAUGGGUUUUACAGGAGCCGGUCUCCAACAAUCCCCGUGAAUGUGACUCCCAGAGAACAAGUAAAGACACUUUAGUUCGUGAGGGGAAGACCUACAAAUGCAAGGAAUGUGGGAAAGUGUUGAACAAGAACAGCCUCCUAUUUCGAAAUCAUCAGAUUCACGCUGGGGUGAAGCCUUAUGAAUGCCAGGAGUGUGGAAAAACCUUUCGUGAAAUCGACUUCGUUCGACACACGAGGAUUCACACAGGGGAGAAGCCCUGUAAGUGCGUGGAGUGCGUGGAGUGCGGGAAGGUCUUCAACCGCAGGUCGCACCUCCUGUGCCACCGCCGGAGUCACACUGGAGAGAAGCCCUAUGAGUGCAGCGAGUGUGGAAAGACCUUCAGCUAUCACUCUGUCUUCAUCCAGCAUCGUAUGACCCACACUGGAGAAAAACUCUUCGGGUGCAAAGAAUGUGGGAAAACCUUUUACUGCAACUCUUCCUUAACCCGACACAUGAAGAUUCACACCGGAGAGGAGCCUGCAAAGUGCAGUGAGUGCGGGAAGACCUUCACCUGCCACUCUGUUUUCUUCCGACAUAGUAUGGCCCACCCUGCAGGAAAGCCCUAUGAGUGUAAAGAAUGUGGGAAAGGUUUUUACUAUGGCUAUUCCCUCACUCGACACACAAGGAGCCACACUGGAGAGAAACUUUACGAGUGCCUUGAACCUACAAAGGCCUUUGGCUACCACUCUGCUUUUGCCCGACUUAGUAAGAUCCACUCUGGAGGAAAAAGCCUUUGA
Messenger RNA from Piliocolobus tephrosceles (Ugandan red Colobus), 882 nucleotides. RefSeq names its product zinc finger protein 80 (gene ZNF80). Gene Ontology annotation, molecular function: DNA-binding transcription repressor activity, RNA polymerase II-specific; RNA polymerase II cis-regulatory region sequence-specific DNA binding. NCBI's taxonomy places the organism in Eukaryota, Metazoa, Chordata, Mammalia, Primates, Cercopithecidae. Gene Ontology annotation, cellular component: nucleoplasm. Gene Ontology annotation, biological process: regulation of immune system process; regulation of cytokine production; negative regulation of transcription by RNA polymerase II. The record is from RefSeq and is a predicted model, not a curated record.